Messenger RNA from Mizuhopecten yessoensis (Yesso scallop), 2671 nucleotides. RefSeq lists its product as uncharacterized. The transcript has a single exon. Gene Ontology annotation, molecular function: zinc ion binding. Bases 39 to 1580 code for a protein of 513 amino acids. NCBI's taxonomy places the organism in Eukaryota, Metazoa, Mollusca, Bivalvia, Pectinida, Pectinidae. The record is from RefSeq and is a predicted model, not a curated record.
AACAACAAUCAACUUUGCAAAGACUUGAGCUAAUCAUCAUGGCUACAGGGCAGCUGCCUGCUCAGCGAGGAGAACAAUUACCUAUAAGGGUGAAAGGUAGUUCUAAAUGUCCGAAUCACAAACAAAAUGAGAUCAUCUUUGUUUGUAUUGACUGUGACGAAGAACUUAUUUGCGCCACUUGCUGUGUCCUGGCACACAAAUCCCAUGAAUUUGUGGAACUCUCCAGUGUAACGAGGCAGAAAAACAGUAUGCUGCAAGAAUUUGUCAAUGACACAGAAAAAUAUGCUCUACCUCAACUGAAAAUAGAGAUUCAGUCCACUCACAACGAGUUGACAGAAAAUGGUGCUUACUUUUGCCAACUUCGCACAGGAGUUAAGCAACAGGGAGAGAAGUGUAAACAAGAAAUUGAUGACUUGAUCACGGAAAAUAUCAAAAUCUGUGACAAGAUGGAAAUUAUAAACCAGAAUUUACUGAAAGAUCACAUCAACCAACUGCAGCAACAGUAUGCCACUUUGGACUGUCUUUUGAAUGAGUGUAAACAAACACUUCAAACUGGAACAGCAGUUCUUGUGCAUGACUUAGUAUCGGAUGUCCAAAAACUUGACUCAAAGAUUCCAAAUUUGCCUACACAACGCAGGCCUGACUUUCAGCCAUGUAAAGAUAAACUUGACUUUUUGAAAAAGGUUGUUGGCACACUUUCUACCGAAAGAUUCCACAAGGAAAAAGUGAUAAAAAUCAAACUGCUAAAAGAACCAGUAGCCUGUUCCAAAUUCAAAUUUCGGCAUCACAUCAGCAGGAUCUGCCCAACAACAGAAAGUCAUGCUUGGAUCAGCAACAUUGAAAGCAAUUUGAUUGAGCUUAUUGAUACCAAGGGGCAAACUCAACAGGAUGUCAGACACCUAGACAAAAUUCGGGACAUCAGCAGAUCACCAAAAACAGGACACAUCUGGUUUUGCUGUAAAGAAGCAAAAACUGUCUGUGAAGUUUCCGCAUCAUCAAAGAAACCAGUCAUCAAGUUCAAAACAAAUGACCAGCCGUACAGUAUCUGUGUGACCAAGGAGGAGUCAGUUGUAUUGGGUAUGGAAAACAAAGUAACCAUUUACUCAGAGAACGGCGUUAUUCUCCAUUCCAGCUCACACGACAUGUCUGGGAUUGCUUCAUCAGGGGAGAUAACCCAAUGUCCAAUUACCAGCAACAUUGCGGUACUGAGUGCAGAAAUAUUGAAAAGAAAAGAUUCUGGUGAGGAUGCUUGGAAAGGAAAUGUUAUUAUCUAUGACAGAAAGCUGCAAGUGAAGACCCAUUAUAAAGGAAAAGGAAUUCAAUCCUCAGAAACUCCAACAGAAGAACUAUUUUGUCCUCGAUCAAUAUCCUACGACAGGAAUGGAAAUCUACUUGUGGCAGACAUGAAGAGGAAUACAAUAGAGCUUAUCAGUGGUUUGGGGCAGUACAUCAAAACUUUGUGCUAUAACACACAGGGGCAAGGAGUGAUAGGACUUGAGAAUGGUCAAGUACUGUGGACAACGUCCAAACCCUCUACAGGGAAGUGGGAGAUACAACUCCUUAAAUACUACUCUGCCUGAACUGUGAAGAAAUAUUACUCUUCCUCUGAACUGUGAAGAAAUAUUACUCUUCCUCUGAACUGUAAACAAAUACUACUCUGCCUGAACUGUGAACAAAUAUUACUCUUCCUCUGAACUGUGAAUAAAUACUACUGUGUCUGAACUGUGAAUAAAUACUACUCUGUCUGAACUGUGAAUAAAUACUACUGUGUCUGAACUGUGAAUAAAUACUACUCUGUCUGAACUGUGAAUAAAUACUACUGUGUCUGAACUAACUGUGAACAAAUACUAAUGUGUCUGAACUGUGAACAAAUAUUACUGUGUCUGAACUAACUAUGAACAAAUACUAAUGUGUCUGAACUGUGAACAAAUACCACUAUAUCUGAACUAACUGUGAAUAAAUAUUACCAUGUCUGAACUGUGAUCAAAUGUCUCCUUGUCUGAACUUUGAACAAAUACAACUAUAUCUUAACUGUGAACAAAUAUUACCAUGUCUGCACUGUGAACAAAUAUUACUGUUUUUAAUAAUGACAAAUACUAUUGUAUCUAAACUAACUGUGAAUAAGUUCUUUUGUAAUUUUAGAAUUUGCUAACAAUAUAUAUUUCAUAUUGUAUUAAACUGUACCAAAUUAUUGCAAUGUAACAAGAAAAUAAUAUACUCUGAGAAAGUUGAAUUAUAUCAUGGAUGUCUGAGCCUUAUGAAGAAGAUCUGUAUAGUCACUGCCUCAAUUUCCCAAUAUUCAAAAACUCGUGUUUCAAAAUUGAACAAAUGGCCAUAACACUGUAUAAAGAGAUGUAUAAGACCGUAUUUCAGAAUGAGACCUGCCUUCCCAGGACACACAAGUAUCACAAGUUUUGGAAAUGUAGGUAAAACAGUGAGAAAGUUAUGCUUUGGACAAGUUUUGGUGUAAAAAAAUUAACAAAGGGCCAUUACUCUGUUUUUGUUGGGUAUACAUAUUAACCUCUAUUUCACUAAGUAACACUGUCUUUCUUCUGUUUUACAUAAACAGAACAACAGAUACAAUGGGCCUGGAUCUACCACCUGGUAUUAAUCUCACAAUUGUAACCUUAAAAGUAGACUAAAAUAAAGCUACAGGCAAAAUAUCAGUGUC